CCAAGGAAGAGAAGCCACGGCUGAAAAGUAUUAUUGAGUCAUUUAACAUUUCUUGCUUCUGUACUUGUUCGGCCAAGCCUGGCUUGCUUGGACACUGGUUGCUGAAGCUGAAUAGAACAAGUGAUUGAGUCAGCAGGCAAUCAACAAUUGUCUGUCAAAUGGGUUGGCUCAGGAGAAUGCUGAAAGGUUCUGCUUCCAACUCCAGGAUACCAUCGGACUACAACGAGGAUCGCUACUGGGACGAGCCUCGUGAUUCGUCGGAUGAAGUAUUGGACAGUGAGAGAGAAGAAACACAUUAUGCAAGUACUCAUUCUUCAGCUGAUGAAAAUGAAUCAGAGGAAGACCAACAAUCUGAUGCUAGCCAAUCAGAGACUGGUGAUGGACAAUAUUACGAAGCCAGCCACUUGGAGGAGGAAGAUCAGAGACUUGCCGAGGCUCUCCAACAAAGUUUAGUUUUCAAUUCAAAUCCUCUGUGCGAACUCGAGAGCAUAUUUCCCCCUUUUCCAUUCUCUUUUCAUUCUAUGGACAGGUCACGCAAUAAGGAGCGUCAUCGACCAAUAUGUUAUGUUUGCAAGAACCUGAUCCCAGUAGAUUCUUCCGGAAAUUUUCAAUAUAGGUUCAAUCGUUUCUGGCGACAGAAGUAUUGUCCCUCACAUUCACGUGACGGAACUCAUCGUUGUUGCAGUUGUAGGAGGUUGGAGCCGAGGGACACAACAUUUUCUUCCCUAACUGAUGGUCGGAAGCUGUGUCUGGAUUGCCUUGACUCCUCGAUUAUGAAUACGGAUCAAUGUCAACCCUUGUACCACGAAGUUUGUAAGUUUUACGAGAACUUAAACAUGAAGGUGCAUCAGACAAUUCCGCUAUACUUGGUCGAGAGACAAGUCCUCAAUGAAGUUGAAAAAAGUGAAAGCAAGGGACAUCGUCUGUUCAGUGAGAUACGAGGAGUCACCAUGACAAAGGGAUGCAGCAUCGAUGCCAUUGUAGAGCAAUCGAGGAUCAGGGACGGCAACAAGACUAAAAUAAAAUCUAAGCGAUACAAACUGGUCGCUUACUCGGAGGUCAUAGCGACCAUCAUUUUGUAUGGUUUCCCAAGGUUGCUAACCGGGAGGAUCCUCGCUCAUGAAAUGAUGCAUGCGUGGCUGCGACUCGAAGGUUAUCCAUUUAUAAGCCCAGAGGUGGAAGAAGGCCUUUGUGAAGUCAUGGCUCAUAUGUGGUUGGAGUCUCAAAUCUCAUCCUUGUCUACAAGUCAUAAUCACUUCGAGAACAGGCUUGCUGAGUAUCUCAAGCACGAUACCGAGUCACGAACAUCACAUCCUUACGGAACUGGAUUUCAACGGGCAAAGAGGGUGAUCGGCAUGUACGGCCUCAAAGGAACAAUCGAUUACAUCCGUAUGACGGAUACAUUUCCUGGUUGAGUUGUUCUGAAGCGGGUCUCUCCUGCUAUAGGAACACAGUAUAAGGCAGUGGUUCUUUGAAUUCAGGAGUACGUUCGACAUGUGAAGAUUAUUGAAGGAAAUGUUUAGCAAGUUUAUACGUAUCAUCUGCUUAAAGUGCAUCCACUUUAAGCAUUGUUUUAGCUAGUAUGUCAAUUCUACCGUUCCAUAGGGAAAAUAUGAGAACACUGUA
Syzygium oleosum is the source of this 1626-nucleotide messenger RNA. RefSeq names its product protein DA1-related 1-like. Gene Ontology annotation, molecular function: ubiquitin binding. The transcript is spliced from 10 exons. NCBI's taxonomy places the organism in Eukaryota, Viridiplantae, Streptophyta, Magnoliopsida, Myrtales, Myrtaceae. Bases 159 to 1415 code for a protein of 418 amino acids. The record is from RefSeq and is a predicted model, not a curated record.